AUGAAGCUCUCCAUCACGGCUUCUCUUCUCGGCCUCUUGGCUUUUGGUGCCAACGCCCACAUGGAAGUGAUGAGCCCACCGCCUUUCCGCUCUCGCUACAACUCCUACACCACAGACAUUGAUUACUCCAUGACAAACCCGCUGAGCGGCUCUGGGAGCGACUUCCCCUGCAAGGGUUAUCACUCACUUCUCGGCACAUCCCAGGGCCAGUCCGUUGCCACCUGGAAGCCCGGUUCAACCCAGACCAUGACCGUUGCUGGCUCAGCUACCCAUAACGGAGGUAGCUGCCAGGUGUCACUCUCUUACGACAAGGGCAAAACCUUCAAAGUCAUUCAUUCCUACAUCGGGAAUUGUCCCCUCAAGACAAGUUGGUCAUUCACCCUGCCCAACGACACACCAGCCGGCAGCGCUCUCUUUGCCUGGUCGUGGUGGAACAACCUCGGCAACCGUGAGAUGUAUAUGAACUGUGCUCAUGUUACCAUCAGCAGCGCCAAAUCUGCCGACACCAGAGAAAUCGGUGCCGAUGAAGGGGAAGAGGACCCUCAAGUCAAGAAACGCGCACCCAGUGACCCUUUUGCCAGCCGCCCCAACAUGUUUGUAGCCAACGUUGGCAACGGCUGCAGCACUCUUGAGACAUAUGAUGUUGUGUUCCCCAACCCUGGUCCUGAUGUGACCUACGCAUCUAGCAAGACUGCUAGCCCUGUUGGGAGCUGCGGUACUACGUUUGCUAGGGCCUUUAAGGCCUAG
Clonostachys rhizophaga is the source of this 747-nucleotide messenger RNA. Lineage: Eukaryota; Fungi; Ascomycota; Sordariomycetes; Hypocreales; Bionectriaceae. The record is from the annotation of a GenBank genome assembly.